CGGUGCGUGCGACACACCAAAACGAUAUUGAUUUACUAAAAUUUUAACAACAUUUAUUAAAUAAUUUAUUGAUUAAAAAUAUACAUAAUUUACUGUCUUAGUCUAUUAUACAACUAUAUAAACCCAGUGGCUACCAUUUGAGCAUUUCCCUACCAUUUACACUCUUCUUCUCUGAUACGAUUUUUUGACUAUAUUUCUGCGUAAUAUAGGAUCUUACUAGAAUUUCGAUCUCUGAUCUUUGAUUUAUACUUAGGAAUUUGUGAUAAUGGAUAACGAGCUGUUUAUGAACACAGAGUUUCCGCCGCCGCCGGAGAUGGCGGUGCAUUUUGAACCACCGUCUUCUUCCUCGGCGAUGCUUAACUGGGCGUUAAUGGAUCCGAGUCUCUCUCGGAACUCGUCGCCGCAGGAUUGCUUUCCGUGGGAAAAGUCAACGGAACAACAACAACAACAACAGAGCAUCUUCGACUCUGCUCUGAGCUCUCUCGUCUCUUCUCCGACGCCGUCGAAUUCCAAUUUCUCCGGCGGUGGCGGUGACUGCUUCGUUAUUAGAGAACUCAUCGGGAAGCUUGGCAACAUCGGGAGCUCCGGUGAGAUAUACGGAGCUCCGAUGGGAAACAAUAAUGGGAAUAACUCUCGCUCCGCCUCGUGCUACGCAACUCCUAUGAGCUCGCCGCCGCCGAUGAUGAACAGAACGACGCCGUUGACGGAAUUCUCAGGGGAUCCGGGAUUCGCGGAGAGGGCAGCGAGAUUCUCUUGCUUUGGUAGCCGGAGCUUCAACGGAAGAACUAAUUCCGGUCUCUCUGUUAACAACAGCAACAUCAACAACUCCGGGAAGCUGUCACGUGUCUCCAGCACACCAGCUCUCAAGGCCCUUGUUUCACCGGAAUUCGCAUCUGCGUCGAGACCAAUGAUUCCCGCCGGCGAAUCAAUUCCGAAACUCACCGGCGAAUUUUCCCGGAAGAGAAAAUCUGUGACCAAAGGGAAAUCCAAGGAAAUUCCUCUCUCCACCGCUUCCCCAUCUCCCGGUCUAUCAAAGGUUCGGAGGGAGAAAAUAGGAGAAAGAAUGAAGCUGCUUCAAGAUCUUGUGCCUGGAUGCAACAAGGUUACUGGAAAGGCACUGAUGCUGGAUGAGAUUAUAAACUAUGUACAAUCAUUGCAAAGACAAGUUGAGUUCUUGUCAAUGAAGUUAUCAUCAGUGAACGACACCAGGCUGGAUUUUAACGUGGACGCUCUUGUGUCAAAGGAUGUUAUGAUUCCAUCAAGCAGCAACCGGUUGCAUGAAACAAGACUCCAAGCAGAGUCUUUAAGUCAUCAUAAUUACAAUAACAAUUCACAGUUACAUCCCAAUAUUUCUUCCAAUAACGUGAUGCUCCAAUCUCCUAUGAACUCACUGGAACCUUCGACCUUAGCCAGAAGCUUCACCCACUUACCAAGUCUUACUCAAUUCACUGACUCAAUUUCUCAGUAUCAAAUGUUUAGCGAAGAAGAUUUACAAAGCAUUGUAGGGAUGGGAGUGGCACAAAACUCCAACCAUGGAUCUCAAAACAUGAAAAUUGAGCUUUAAUUGAACCAAUUUUUUUUUCAAGGUCUCAAGAAAAAAAAAAAAAAAAAAAAAGGAUUGAUGGGUGUACAUAACCAUGAACAAUACCAAUAUAUGUGAUUAUUUACUCAUAACUCAUCUCCAUAUAUAUAUAUAUACACAUUUAUGAAAGUAACCUAUUUUUUUACUUUAUUCUUUAUAUUUUACCAUUCUGUUAAUUAGAUUGUGUCA
This is a messenger RNA of Thlaspi arvense, 1771 nucleotides long. The record is from the annotation of a GenBank genome assembly. NCBI's taxonomy places the organism in Eukaryota, Viridiplantae, Streptophyta, Magnoliopsida, Brassicales, Brassicaceae.